AUGUUGGCUCCAAUUCCUAUUAAACCCUAGAGUCGAUACAGCUAAGGCUCAUAUUCAGGUAUUUCCACAGGCCUUUCCUCACCUUCAAACAGGCUAAGGCAUUCUUAAGAACAUCAACAAACUUUCUAGAAUUAAUUUGACUUUGAUAACAGAUCUCUUGACGUAAUAAAUAACAUGCAUUCUUCUAAAAUAGAUUUCGAAGACCUCGUUCAUAAGGGGCUUAAUUAAAAAUCCGAGAGGAUAGAGGAUUACGAAUGGUAGCAGAUGACUUUUGGUAAUUUGCGCGAUGUUAGAAGAAGUUGUGAGGACUUCAAUUACGAGCAAUUUGAGUUGGUUGAAGACAGAGAAGUAAGGAUGAGAUGCAGCGUAGAUUUAAUAAAUGAUGAUAUUUAAUACUCUGCCUCUGACACUCAGAGAAAUCUCAAAUCUAUUCUAUCUGCUGAGGAAGAAUUACGCAGUAUUUUCAGCCGAUCAAAAGUUCCCAGUUUUGAUCAGGAAAGUGUAACAGGUUAAGAUAAUUUGACCUUCAGUGCACCAAGACUAGUCAGAUUCUAGUCUCAUUCUGUUAAAUCAGAUAUUUGCGUACCGAAGCCAAGAUUAGGCACAUCUGUUAACUCUCCAACAGAUCUUAAUCUAAAACUAACAAAUUCUUACGAUACAAAUAAUUAAAAGCAAAAUUAAUUUUUCAGCAGUGGUUAUGGGGCUUACUAAUAAUUUGAUAACCAUAGCAACAAAAUAAACACCAGCUAUAUUGCCCCUUUGAUUGAUAACAAUUACUUCGAGAUUGAAAGACCUAGCAAUCCUUAAUCAAGAGAUAAGAAAUUCAAUCGCAUCGGCAGCUGCUAUACUGAUACAAAAACCGAUGGUCAAAAAUAUAUUGAUGACAGAAUCAUGAAUACAUUUAGCCAAUAGUGCGAAAUCCAGUAAUAUGGAAGUAGCACCACGAGUAAAGAUCACCUCCUGAUUCUGCAAGAGGAUGCUUAAGUGCACAACCAACUUAACUUAGAAAACUAUAUCCUAAUAGAUGAUAUAUUCGAAUUCUCCAGUGAUAGUCAAACUGUUAGCAGUAGUUCUGAUAGCACAGUCAGCCAAAAUUAACACUGCUUAUACCAAACAGAACUUAAAUCUUAGAGCAAUUAAAAUCAGCAUAUUGCCUCUUCUUAUACAAAUAAUAAUUACAUAUGCUAAGACCUCUGUAUCUAAUUCAAUGAUUCCCUUGCAAUUAGAGAAGAGGAUACCCUAAAAAUUAAGCCAAUACAAGCUGAUUUCUUGGUAUCAAGCGAAAUUCCAAAGCUUAAAGGAGAAUAAUUGAAUCAUCAAGAUUAUUACUAAUUUGAAAAACAUACUAAUGAAUCUUUUAAAGACGAUUUAUUUGGUACAAUACAUUCAAGACAUCAACUAAAGGUUGCUUCAUCAUCAAAAUAGGAAUUGUAAGAUAAAUAAUCCACUAUUUAGAAGGGUUAUGUAAGUGAUGAACAUAGUUUAUGA
This is a messenger RNA of Stylonychia lemnae, 1488 nucleotides long. NCBI's taxonomy places the organism in Eukaryota, Ciliophora, Spirotrichea, Sporadotrichida, Oxytrichidae. The record is from the annotation of a GenBank genome assembly.